CGCAUGCAUGCGAAACUAAAAUUUGUGUCCACAUGUGCCAUAAUUGUCCGUCACCCACCCUUAGACCUGCUAGCUGCGGCCAAAGAAUUCUCAAAGCAACUGUGGUCAUUGUCCGAUUAGGAUGACAAGGACUAGGCAGUGGACUGUCCAAUAUCCACAUCUCCAUAGUGGUAGGCCACAAUCCACAGUAGCUUGAUCGAUAGUAUAUAUACCGUACACGAAGGAAACUGUUUGGUAUCACCUCCAGCCCCAGGCAACGUCUUCCAAGAAAGCUCAAGUGCAUCACUAUGAAAUCUCAAAGUAAACGGUCUCAGCGUACUUCUCCCUAUCAGGUCGAAAAUGCUCCCAAGAGGAAAUGUAUGACAACUGGACAGCUUAACAUACUUGACCCUUAUUAUGCCAAAAACGAUCACCCUACGAAGGAUGAUAUCGAAUUACUGGCCAAGGCGAUUGAUAAAGUUAAGAACUGGUUCAAUAAUCGGCGCGCCAAAGAGGCUAGACUACAACGGAAUCCAUCGGAUAUGUUAUCGCAAUGCUUCUGGAACAUGAACAUUGAUGAUACCGAUGACUUGUCCGAUUCGGACGACAACGAUGACGAGCACGAGUCGGGUGAUGCCCAAGGUGCCCUAAACCAAGGGGGUCUGGACCAAGAAGUUCUUUAUCAAGAAGCCCGCGCCUGUGUCUUGGCCAUGGCCAAGAUGACACCAGAGGAAGUCAAUGCGGCGUUUAUUCUCAACAACCUCAAGCGACGAAUCAUUGUUCAUCCUCCCCAAAAAUGA
Suillus subalutaceus is the source of this 779-nucleotide messenger RNA. RefSeq lists its product as uncharacterized. NCBI's taxonomy places the organism in Eukaryota, Fungi, Basidiomycota, Agaricomycetes, Boletales, Suillaceae. Gene Ontology annotation, molecular function: DNA binding. The coding region runs from base 288 to 779 and encodes 163 amino acids. The record is from RefSeq and is a predicted model, not a curated record. The transcript is spliced from 2 exons.